AUGCUGUUAAAGCUUAGAGUAUAUUGUCUUCCCUUCGCUUAUGAAGCCUCCACCCACCGGCCCACCCUACAUUUAGCGGAUCAUGUGACUCGGGGCAGCCUAAGAAACAGGAUGUUAAUGCUUGACGGAAUGCCUGCAGUCCGAGUCAAAGCUGAGCCCCUGGAAUCGGAACAAGGGUCACCUAAAGUGCGGCCUUACUCUGCGAUGGAUGGCGUGCCCUUCUUCCUCAGCAGAGUCAAAGCGGAGCCCCCAGAAGACCUGCUCGCCCACGACCUGCACUUCCACACGCAGACCGAGCCCGUCGACCUGUCUAUCAACAAGCCCCGCCCCACCUCUUUGUCCACCACCCCUACCACCGCCUCGUCAUCCUCCCCCCUCCGAUACGCCUUCUCGCCGUCAUCUUUAUCGUCGUCAUCCUCUUCCUCCUCCUCCUCCUCUUCGCCAUCGGUCAUCACCUCAGCCUCAUCGGUGCUCACACCGGGCCCCGGAGGCGGGGUGAGAGGUCAGCCGUAUUUGCACAUCCUGCACUCUGUGCCGCCGCCUCUUUCCAACCCCCUGAGCCUGCAUGGAGCGGGGAAGCUGGGCAGCCAUGUCCACCGCAUCCCGGUCGUGGUGCAGUCGCUGCCCCUCAUGUACACCACCGCCGUUCGAUCACCCUCCAGCCUCAACAACGCCAUCAUGCUACCUCUGCUGGACGAGGUGAAAAGCCAAGGCAAAGCAUACACGGACCACAGCGGCCUGUCGCCAAGGCAGAUCAAGAGCGACAGCGACGACGAUGACCUGCCAAACGUGACCUUGGACAGUGUUAAUGAGACCGGCUCCACUGCGCUGUCUAUAGCCCGCGCCGUACAAGACUCCAUGUCCCCGUUCAGCAUCGACAGCAUACGGCGCCCCCGGAGGUCAGAGUCACCCGAUUCCAAAAAGAGGAGGAUUCACAGAUGUGACUUCGAGGGCUGCAAUAAGGUGUACACCAAAAGCUCCCAUUUAAAAGCACACCGGAGGACGCAUACAGGGGAAAAGCCAUACAAAUGCACCUGGGACGGCUGCACGUGGAAGUUCGCCCGCUCCGACGAGCUGACGAGGCAUUACAGGAAACACACGGGGGUGAAGCCCUUCAAGUGCGCAGACUGUGACCGCAGCUUCUCCAGAUCCGACCACUUGGCCCUGCACCGACGGAGACACAUGCUGGUGUGAAUCGGGAACGGACAGAGAGAGGAAUCAAGAAAGAGAGACGGAGAGAAAGAAAGAGAGAGAUCAAUGAAACAGACACACACACACACACACACACAGGCAGUCGGGGGAGCGGGAUCUCCUUAUGAAUGUUUUUCAGCUGGCCUGGACGCACACACCUACAUACACACACACACACACACACACACACAGGCACAGAUGCACACACACACACUCUCAUCCGUCAUGAGGAAAGGAGAUGGAGAUGUGCACAGGGCUUGUGGAGCACAAAGCAGGGUCACUUCUGGAUCCCCUUUGGGCUGGAAGGAAUGGACGGCAGGAUCUGUUAUUGUUAUUCUUUGGAGUAUAAUAGGGAACUGUCUUUUACAGCACUGUUUGUAAAUGUUUCACCUUGAUUUUUAAAGAUGAACCCGCACUCUUUAUUCGGACAAAAAAUAUAUAUAUAUAUAAUGCAAUGGCAACGGUCUCUUUUUUUUUUUUUUCUCUCUUUCUUUUCUUUAUUGCUGCUUUUUCCAGCACUCAUAAUGUGAAAGACCCCAAAGUGUGGAAUGGAUUUCCUGCAAGAGCAGAAAGAAGAGAGGCCCGGCCUGGAUCACAGGGAAGGACUCGGGCCUGGUUGGAGUUACAGGCAGUAUUGUUGCGCCGUUACCAGCAGAGGGCGCCAUUUCACCACGGAUGGUUUCCUUUGCCUGCUGGAGCCUUCUGUUUCAUUGAGGCGUCCCCUGUAUAGAAGCUCAAAACGGCCCGGACUGUCCGUCUCAUCGCCAGCAAACGGGGCCAUCACAGCUACAAUCUGAACGGAUCAACCUCAUCAACCACUUUUACAGACAUUCAUUGCUUUAUUUCCAAAACGAUGGAAACCGGACAGGCGUAUCAUCACACCAGCAAUGACCCCGUUGACAGGGCCGGGCAACUCCCCAAAUCUCAUCAGUGCUAUUCUUUAUGUUGAGCCUCUUGAAAGCAUUUCCUUAACAAAAAAGAACAAAAAAAAUUUUGGUGGAAUUUGUGCUGUGAUUAGCAAUCAGUUAAGUGCAAUCUUAAAGGAUAAAUAUACUUUCAGUAUGACAACGUUCCGUUUAUUGAAUCUUGCGUUUUUGUUUUUUAAAUGCCUGCUUAUUGCUUAUGUUCGACUGAGAAAAAACACAACCCCUCAUGUACAGUGAACUUUGAAAACAAUCAGAGGAGAUUUACAGUAUGUGAAGAAAAGAAAAUAGAGGCACCUUACACUCUUUCAUUCUGUCCCGAUCGAUCACUUUCUUAUCCUUCAGCUUUGUUUUCUCUGCUGGGUUUGACAGUUUUUGCACAGCGGCUCUUGACCGGUAAGCUGAAACCGAAAUCGGCAGCGGUGUUACAGAGAACGUUCGCUACCUGAUGUACAAUACAGAAGAGCAAUACAUACCUAGCAAAGUGACCGGAACUCCACACUUUGCCCUGUUUGCUGAUGUCAAAAUCGCAGGAGACGUUUCUAACUCGGGCCGACCUCCUCACUCUAUGAUUGGUUUUCGUAGCUCCAGCACGAGGUUUUAAUCUGAUCUUUUCAUUUUUUUGUUUUAUUUAGUUUGUCCUAAAUACAGAAAGUCACUUGAAAUGUUCUCACCUCAGACCAGAUAUGUGUUAUCUGAUUCACCUGAGAUUUGGCUCCAGAAAAUGCUGAAAAAUGCAGGAAUAGCAUAUGCAUACACGCAUUAUAUAUA
This is a messenger RNA of Anarrhichthys ocellatus (wolf-eel), 2885 nucleotides long. It is a transcript of the gene klf12b, whose product is annotated as Kruppel like factor 12b. The record is from RefSeq and is a predicted model, not a curated record. Lineage: Eukaryota; Metazoa; Chordata; Actinopteri; Perciformes; Anarhichadidae. Gene Ontology annotation, biological process: regulation of transcription by RNA polymerase II. Gene Ontology annotation, molecular function: RNA polymerase II cis-regulatory region sequence-specific DNA binding; DNA-binding transcription factor activity, RNA polymerase II-specific.